This is a messenger RNA of Talaromyces stipitatus ATCC 10500, 768 nucleotides long. RefSeq lists its product as uncharacterized. Gene Ontology annotation, biological process: nucleoside metabolic process. NCBI's taxonomy places the organism in Eukaryota, Fungi, Ascomycota, Eurotiomycetes, Eurotiales, Trichocomaceae. Bases 1 to 768 code for a protein of 255 amino acids. The transcript is spliced from 2 exons. The record is from RefSeq and is a predicted model, not a curated record. Gene Ontology annotation, molecular function: catalytic activity.
AUGCUGGACGAAGAACAUCCGGUGCUGCCAGCAGCCGAUCCACGAGACGCGAAUCCGUAUCUCCUUGGCAGGGUCAGUGAUCACAACGUGGUGAUAGCUUGCCUGCCCGCAGAGACAACAGGCAAAGUUUCGGCUGCCACGGUGACAGACAUGAUCCAUAGCUUUCCAUCGAUCCGAUUUGGACUGAUGGUAGGCAUUGGCGGUGGCGUACCACAUCACACUUAUCCGGAACAAGGUGCAGGUGUAGAAAUAGGGGAAGACGAUGAUGAGUCGGAAGAUGAGAUGGAGGAAAUACCAGAUAUUAGACUGGGCGAUGUCGUAGUCAGUCUACACACCAAGUCUACGGAAGCGGUAGUGCAGUAUGAUUUUGGCAAGUCACUGCAGGAGAAGGAGUUUGUUCAUACCGGUGGAAAGCUGAAUGCAGUUGCUAGGCUUCAGGCCAAUCAUACUCGAGGACAUUACAAAAUCCCCGAGUUAUUAUCAAAAAUGCUUGCAGAUAAUCCGUCCAUGGCGAAUUUUCAGCACCCGGGUUCUGAGAAGGACCGCUUGUUCAAAGCGGACAUCAUCCAUGUAGAAGCCCCUAAGAUUCACUGUGGGACUAUCGGGUCUGCAGACCAAGUCAUGAAGAAUGCAAUUCUCAGAGACCAGUGGGCACUAAAGGAAAACAUUCUUUCAGUAUGGAAAUUGUUGUACAAAUUGAUCCUCAAUCACGCCCCAACUAAAAUUCUUGCUCUUCAAUUCAACGAUAAACGCAUCUUCUUCUGGUGA